Messenger RNA from Drosophila grimshawi, 1214 nucleotides. Its product is annotated as UPF0046 protein C25E10.12. NCBI's taxonomy places the organism in Eukaryota, Metazoa, Arthropoda, Insecta, Diptera, Drosophilidae. The coding region runs from base 150 to 1064 and encodes 304 amino acids. Gene Ontology annotation, molecular function: hydrolase activity. The transcript has 2 exons. The record is from RefSeq and is a predicted model, not a curated record.
CAACCCUAGCGGGCAGCUGUUAGUCACUUUUCUUGGCUUGUGCGAAUUUUGUUAUCUUUUAUCGACAAAUCUCAGUGUACUAAAUUGAAAACAAAUACGGGGUAGUCAACGAUACAGAUAGCGACUAUCAUGUUGAAUUAAAAUCGACAAUGACAACAACACCACCUGUCGCCGUACAUCCGCUGACCCGCGACCCCACAGCAGCGUGGCAGCAGAUCAGCAAAAACCAACGGGUCAUCAAAGUGGUGAUGAAGCCACCAACGACGACGGUGGCUCCGAACAAGGCGCGUGUCGUCUGCAUGUCAGACACGCACUCGCUGACGCCCUACAUCAAGUUCGAUAUACCCGAUGGUGAUAUAUUCAUUCAUGCCGGCGACUUUACUAAAUGCGGCCAACUGCAGGAAGUCGUCGAGUUCAACAACUGGAUUGGGGCACUGCCGCACCGGCACAAGAUUGUGAUUGCUGGCAAUCACGAGCUCAGCUUUGAUCGCACCUUCACGCACCCCUUUCAGAACAAGGGACAGAACAAGGAACGCUCCAAGCACACGGGCAUGAGCGUCUUGGACGAUCUGCCCACGCUAGGCAACGACAAGGAGUGCAUGGAGAGCGCGGUGAAUACGCCGAAUAUACGCGAAGCGCUGACCAACUGCAUCUAUCUGGAGGAUGAGCUGCUCGAGUUGUGGGGCAUUCGCAUUUACGGCACGCCCUGGCAACCAGAAUUCUGCAGAUGGGCCUUCAAUGUACCGCGUGGUGUGGCCUGCCUGGACAAAUGGAAUCAGAUACCCGCUGGCGUUGAUAUACUCGUCACCCACACGCCGCCCGUUGGACAUGGAGAUCUGUGCUGCUCGGGCGUCCGAGCGGGCUGCGUGGAGCUGCUGAGCAGCGUGCAGCAGCGGGUGAAGCCCAAAUAUCAUGUCUUUGGGCAUGUCCACGAGGGCUAUGGCAUUACCAGUGAUGGUCGUAUCAUCUAUGUGAACGCCUCCACGUGCAACAUCAACUAUAUGCCCAACAAUCCACCAAUUGUCUUUGAUGUGAUGCUGCCGCCAGGUAUUAGCAAGAAUUAGAAGGUGCAGCAAACACUGUUUUGCUUAUUUCGACUUUAGUUGCCACUCAGGAGAACAAGGAAUUUAUUUUUAAUAUUGUAUAUUUUAAGUUAGAUUUGAUCAAAUGCUCAUUAAAAAAUCCCGUUUUGCUGCCAAUAGUUUAUUAGCCAA